AAACUGGACGCCCGAGCCUCAACAACUGGUGCAGGCUCGGGCUAGGCGCACUCUUUGGCGGCGGGUGUGUUUACCUUGGGGAAGAAGUUUAGCAGCCGGUGAGAACAAGGAGGGAGGCCGGGAGGAGGAUGCGGCUUGGCCGGGGGGUGCCCGCUGCAGGAGCUCGCCGCCGCCUCAGCCUCGGUCCCCGGGGCCGCCGAGGGCCCGCCCGCCGCCCCGCGUGUCCGGCUAAAUUAUUCAAGUUUGUGGAAUACUAUAUGAAUCUUAAGACGAUAAUAAGGUGGCAAUGUCUCGGGAACCUACUCCACCUCUGCUUGGAGAUAUGUCUACUAGUCCUGUUGCAGAAAGCUGGUGUUACACACAGGUGCCUGAGGGUAAACCCAAAGGGAUUAGAUGAUGAAAGUAAAGACUAUUUGUCCUUAUAUUUGCUCCUAGUCAGCUGCCCAAAAAGUGAGGUUCGAGCUAAAUUCAAAUUCUCUCUUCUCAAUGAUAAAAGGGAAGAAACAAAAGCAAUGGAAAGCCAAAGAGCAUAUCGAUUUGUACAGGGGAAGGACUGGGGAUUUAAAAAAUUCAUUAGAAGGGAUUUUUUGCUUGAUGAAGCUAAUGGUCUCCUUCCAGAUGACAAGCUUACAUUAUUCUGUGAGGUGAGUGUGGUCCAAGAUUCAGUAAAUGUAUCAGGACAUACUAAUACAAACACUUUGAAGGUGCCGGAAUGUCGACUAGCAGAAGACUUAGGUAAUCUCUGGGAAAACACAAGAUUUACAGAUUGCUGCUUUUUUGUGAGAGGAAAAGAAUUCAAAGCUCAUAAGUCUGUGCUUGCAGCUCGAUCCCCAGUUUUUAAUGCAAUGUUUGAACAUGAAAUGGAAGAAUGCACAAAGAAUCGAGUGGAAAUAAAUGAUUUAGACCCUGAGGUUUUUAAAGAAAUGAUGAGAUUUGUUUACACAGGAAAAGCACCGAAUCUUGAGAAAAUGGCUGACAACUUGUUGGCAGCUGCAGACAAAUAUGCACUGGAACGGCUGAAGGUCAUGUGUGAAGAAGCUUUGUGUAGUAACCUCUCAGUAGAAAAUGUUGCUGAUACCCUUGUCCUUGCAGAUUUGCACAGUGCAGAACAGUUGAAAGCCCAGGCAAUAGACUUUAUUAAUAGGUGCAGUGUUCUUCGACAACUUGGGUGUAAGGAUGGGAAAAACUGGAACAACAACCAAACAACUGACAUAAUGGAAACAUCAGGGUGGAAGUCCAUGAUUCAGUCUCAUCCUCAUUUAGUGGCAGAAGCCUUCCGAGCACUAGCAUCUUCACAGUGUCCACAGUUUGGUAUUCCACGCAAAAGGUUAAAGCAGUCUUGAGUCUUCUGUGGACAGUAGGAAAUUUAUUUGCCUUUCCUCCCCCAGGUCCCGAAGGAUUCCAAUACAAACCAUAAGUAACAGUUGCUUCUGUCUCUUGUCCAUAGAACAGAAGCUGGAAAGGCAUUGCUUGCUUUCACAUGGAUAAUUUAUGGUUUAUACUUCAGCUUUAAAUCUGACUGAUUAAUUCACUUCAAGGCCUUAAAUUGUCUUCAGUGACUUCUCUUGUUCAUAUAAUGGUUUAAUUUUUUUUAUUGUGCCUUGUCAGUUUGCCAAGGCUAUGCAGGAUUGCACUAGCUCCACAAUGCAGUAAUAUUGAUAACUGAUAAUGCUGAGUUUCAAAGGAUCUUCCAUUAUUUUAGAAACAAAAGUAUUUUAUAUGUUUUGUUCUGUAUGAUCUCCAAGUACAAAACUAGGUUCUAUUGGAUUUUGAGAUUGCCAUAGGCACCUCCAAUCUCAGUUGUGUAGACACUAAAGAGCCCAUUACCAUCCAGGUAAGUGAUGGCCAUAUACUGCUCUGAUUUAAAUUAUUUUUCAUUUCAAGGAGCAGAUAAGCAAUGAGUUGACCUAAAAUUUUCGUAAUAUUUGUAGUGUUUGUCUGUAUAUUAACUGCUCAAGAACUGGUUUUAUGCACAUUUGUAAAGAUUAUGAAGUUAAGAUUUCAAUAAAAAGAGCAUGGUUUUUGUUAAUGUUUUAAAUUUAUAAUGACUUACAUUUGAAAGAAAAAUUCAAUAGAUGUUAAAGUCAGGAUGACCAAGUACAUGUAACAAAUGAGUGGGCCAAUUAAGCAAGAUAUAUGUGCACUUUUAAUGUGGAAAUUUUCUAUGAUAAAUGGUACAUAUAUAUUUUCCUUUUUCGUGGAUUAAUAAGAUUUAAAUUAUGUUUUAACAUUUAAAAGAAGUUUUUAUGACACAUGGAGCCAACAUGGAUUUUCAUGAUAAUAGAUAAAAUUACACUUGAUUUUAGAUUCAUUGACUUGGAUUUCAAAUAUUUAUCACUGAGUUUAUUACAGUUUUAUUACAUUUGGGGAAGGCAUGUAACAAAUUAGUCCUAUAUGGUCUGCUUCAUUUCAAAGCAAUUAACAGACAAUAUUUGCAGGAAAAUAGAGAACCCUCUGAGAAUGUGUGUAGCCACACUAGGAAACUUCUUUUCUCCUUUGUGGCUCAGUUACUAACGUGGUAGAUUAUUGAAAUUUUGCAUAAUGUGAAUGGGAUAAAUGUUACCAACCUGUUUUAGUGAGCCAGUUUUGGUUUUUAUUAUUAUUAUUAUUAUUUUUAUUAUUAAAGCUUAGCUUUAAACAUGCAGAUGUUUUGUGUUUAAUUAGUGAUGCAUUAUUCUAGAGAAGUGGUUGGUGUCAGAUCAGAAGUGACUGAGGCACUGGUGAUGUGCACUCUGCAGAAAGAUGGAGCGUGUUAGUGGAAAAACAGGUGUAUAUGCUUGUAUUUUGCGUAUAUAGCUUUAUUCCCUGUAUUAAAAUUUGUGUAAUUUGUUUAUUAUAAAAUUCUGGAAAAAAGUAAGCAUAUUGUUUUAAAAUAGACUUUUUAACUAUAGCUUUUUAGUUAACUGAAGCAAUCUUAAAAUAUAUUGAGAAAAUACUGUCAAAUAAGCAUUAGUUAUCAAGAGAAAAUGAGCAAAGAUUGUAUUUUUAAAUAUUUUAGUUUUGAUUCUUUGUGUUAAAAUGGUAAGAAUUAUUUGGAAUAGAAGAAAAAUUUUCAACUGACAGUGAGCUUCACCCUAUUUAUGAUGAGCAAAAGUUUAUUCCCUUAAUUUCAUCAUAAUACAAACCCUGUUACAUUAUUAAUACAAGAUAUUUUCAUGGUCUAACAAAAAGUUAAGACUCCACUCCAGGUGGAAUACAUUGUCACAUGUCAUAAAAACUCUGAAGACUAUGUACAACACAUUGUAAAUUGAUGUAUUGGUUUGGUCUGUAUUUCUAACCAUGAUGAAAUCAGUAGUAAUACCAUAUAAUAAGUAUUAUAAAUGUUUAUUAAUAAUGUUCACAAUUUUCUUAUACAGAUUUUCCAUUUUAGUUUGCUAACAUAUAUUCUACCAAAAAUUUCCAACUCUGUGAUCUCUAUCAGUGUUAUGCUGAAUGCCCACUUUUUGGAUGGUACAAUACCAUCCAUUAUUACAUUACACUCACAGAAACAUACACUCGUUUCUGUUUUGUUUUGUUUUGUUUUGUUUUUAAUGUAUACUUUAGUAGUUUUGGUUCUUGAGUGUGUGAUAAAAGACUGUUUAUUUUCUUCUUGGAGUGGCCUAAUUGCAUUUUCUUCAUUCACUCAUUUUUAAACUGUAUACAACUUGGUCAAAAUAGGUACGGUUUCUGCUUAAUGCAAUGCAAUCUUCUUUAAGUUACAAGUUUGCUCCUAUUACAUUUUAGUUACCUAAUCAAGGCUUUUCUCAGAACACAAUGAGUUGUUUUAAAUAUUACAAUUUAAAAAUGUAUCUAUUGGAAAACUGUUCUUUAGAGUAAGAUUUAGAAAUACUGUAUUUGUGCCUUUUUCAUUGUUUUGCUUUUAAUGUGUUUUGAUAUUUGGAGCACAAAUAUGAAGGUGCCAUAAGAUGGCUUGAUAAUGUUACCUCCUUAAAUACUUUCUAUAUUACUAUCUUCAAAUAAUAAUUGAAGAACCUUGAAUGAAAUGUGGUCCUUUGUGUGAGACAUGUAUGUGCUUAUAUUUUCUUGGGCUGUGUGUAAUAUGUUUAAAGAGUGAAUUUAUGAAAAUGGAAUUUAAAUAUGCUGAAAGUUCAGAUUAACUGAAAUAUCUCAUUUAAGUGAGCUUUAUUUGAAAAGACAGUGGAUUGCCAGAAGACAGUGUAAUCCUCAAAAAUGUGACCAGCAUUCUGAAUUAUAAAAUAGGAAAAUAGUGCUGUUUUAGGAUAUCAAGGAUAAUUAAAUUUUAAAAAUAAUUGCUUUAAAUAUUUUUAAAGUA
This is a messenger RNA of Mus pahari (shrew mouse), 4273 nucleotides long. It is a transcript of the gene Spopl, whose product is annotated as speckle type BTB/POZ protein like. Bases 129 to 1343 code for a protein of 404 amino acids. Gene Ontology annotation, molecular function: ubiquitin protein ligase binding. Gene Ontology annotation, biological process: regulation of proteolysis; proteasome-mediated ubiquitin-dependent protein catabolic process. Lineage: Eukaryota; Metazoa; Chordata; Mammalia; Rodentia; Muridae. Gene Ontology annotation, cellular component: cytoplasm; nucleus. The transcript is spliced from 10 exons. The record is from RefSeq and is a predicted model, not a curated record.